ACAGCAGGCCCAUGCGGCGUGAUCUUCACACUCCAAUCGCCUCAAAGAAGGUGCAGCAAAUGCAUUCACAUGAGCGCGAGAUGGAAAAAGGAAGGAUCCUUCGAAUAGAUGAAGCGUCUGGGACAUCUGAAGCCGAAAAGAUGAAUCUGCUGGGGGCGCUAGACUACAUUAACUACCCCACGAAGGUCGUAUUCCGCUCCUGCAAGCUCAUCCCGACCAUGGUUAUCUCCAGCGUCAUGAAUCAGAAGCCGUUCAAGGGCGUCGAGUAUGCCGCCGCCGUGGCUGUUUGUGUCGGGCUUAUCCUCUUUGCCUUCGCAGAUGUCCGAGUGGCGCCAUCUUUUUCGCCCUGGGGCAUCACUCUCGUUUCCCUCUCUGUGGUCUGCGACGCCGUGCUGCCCAAUUUGCAAGAGCGGCUCUUUGCGGAGGGAUCGUCCCGCCUGGAAGUCACCUUCUACUCCAACAUAUUGACGCUGGGCCUCAUGUCCGUCUCCACACUGCUCUCGGGUGACCUUCUUGGAGCCCUCGCCUACGCCCAAGCCGACCACAAGGCCGCCGUCCUCCUCCUUGUCUAUACCUUGCUCGCCUAUGUCGCCAUAUCCCUUCACAUGGCUUUGGUCAAAUCGUUCGGAUCGGUGGCUGCAGUCCUGGUGGGGAACAGCCGGAAAACCAUGACGAUCUGCCUCUCCUUCCUCUUGUUCCCUAAACCCUUCUCGAAUUUAUACGUGGUGGGCGGCAUGCUGGUCUUGGCAGGACUGACCGUCUCCGUAUACGUGAAAAACAUGGACAAAAAGAAGGGUGCUGACGAUGCGGUCUUAAAUUGUAAAGGGGAAGUGGUUGGUCCUACGGCAGUGGGCAACGGAGGGUUGAUUCAGCAAUAGUACUUGCGAAAAGAGAACGAAGGAACGGGCUUGGCGUCGAAAGGACAAGGAAAGGCGGGGUUGUUUUAAGAACAACUCUGAGUUUGUCGAUGGAUGACGGGCUUAUAGUCACGUCACAUGUAUAUCGAAAUAGAAUGGAUCGUCCGAUCGUGAAACAAGAAAGUACCACCUUGCAAUGGUGCAGCUUA
Nannochloropsis gaditana CCMP526 is the source of this 1066-nucleotide messenger RNA. RefSeq names its product solute carrier family member b3. Gene Ontology annotation, molecular function: transmembrane transporter activity. Gene Ontology annotation, biological process: transmembrane transport. The transcript has 5 exons. The record is from RefSeq and is a predicted model, not a curated record. Gene Ontology annotation, cellular component: endoplasmic reticulum membrane; Golgi membrane. Bases 12 to 878 code for a protein of 288 amino acids.